Glycine soja is the source of this 2760-nucleotide messenger RNA. Its product is annotated as sister chromatid cohesion protein SCC4-like. The transcript has 13 exons. Gene Ontology annotation, cellular component: chromatin; SMC loading complex. The coding region runs from base 166 to 2334 and encodes 722 amino acids. Gene Ontology annotation, molecular function: protein binding; double-stranded DNA binding. The record is from RefSeq and is a predicted model, not a curated record. Lineage: Eukaryota; Viridiplantae; Streptophyta; Magnoliopsida; Fabales; Fabaceae. Gene Ontology annotation, biological process: mitotic sister chromatid cohesion; maintenance of mitotic sister chromatid cohesion.
UUUUCCGUGGCUGACUUUUGACUCCACAUCUAAGCUAAGCAAAGUAAGCCAAAACGCAAAAGCGGUAGUUGAAUUUUUGGACGUGGAAUUCUAGCGUUGGGGAAUUGGAGGGAGAAGAGAAGAGGGUUAUUAGCACAACAGCAGCAUAAGAAGAAUCGCGUUUGGAUGGAAGCGGUGGCGGAGGGGCUAUGGGGACUCGCCGAGUACCACGAGAAGAGAGGGGAAAUAGGGAAAGCAGUGAAGUGCCUCGAAGCCAUAUGCCAAAGCGACGCGUCGUUUUUCCCAAUCGUCGAGGUCAAGACUCGUCUUCGCAUUGCCACGCUUCUCCUUCACCAUUCUCACAACGUCAACCACGCCAAGUCACACCUCGAACGUUCUCAAUUGCUUCUGAAGUCUAUUCCGUCUUGCUUCGAAUUGAAGUGCAGAGCGUACAGCUUGCUCAGCCAGUGUUACCAUCUCGUCGGAGCUAUUCCGCCGCAGAAACAGGUCUUGCACAAGGGACUCGAGCUCGCUGCAUCUGUAGGAUACGAGAUUUCAAUGAAGUUGUGGUCUUGCAACUUUAAUUCACAGCUUGCAAAUGCUUUAUCAAUUGAAGGGGACUACCAGGGUUCAAUCUCUGCCUUAGAGUGUGGAUAUGUCUGUGCUACUGAAGUAUGCUUCCCGGAGUUGCAGAUGUUCUUUGCCACUUCAAUAUUGCAUGUCCGCCUCAUGCAAUGGGAUGAUGAUAAUUUGGUUGAGCAAGCUGUUAAUCGAUGCAACCAGAUUUGGGAAUCAAUUGCUCCAGAUAAAAGACGACAAUGCCCUGGCUUACUAUUUUAUAAUGAAUUACUGCACAUAUUCUAUCGACUGCGGCUAUGUGAUUACAAGAAUGCUGCACCUCAUGUAGACAAUCUGGAUGCUGCCAUGAAGAUUGAUAUGCAGCAAACACAACGUAUACAAGAGCUAGUGAAGGAGCUCAAUACUUUAGACCAAAGUCUCUCCCGAUCUGACCUUCACUACAGGGAUAGGACAGCAUUAUCUAAAAAGCAAACAAUGAUUCAGGAGCAACUGCAAAACAUGACUGGAUUGAGUUCAAUUGGGCAGGAAUCACUGCAACCAGUAUAUUUUGGGAAUGUCAGAAGGAUAAUAGGAGAUAAGCUUCAGUUAGCACCUCCUCCUAUUGAUGGUGAAUGGCUUCCUAAAAGUGCUGUCUAUGCAUUAGUUGAUCUAAUAGUAGUUGUGUUUGGGCGCCCAAAAGGACUUUUUAAGGAGUGUGCAAAACGCAUACAGUCUGGGAUGAAUAUAAUUCAAGAUGAGUUACUGAAGCUUGGAAUUACUGAUGGUGUUAGAGAAGUGGAUUUACAACACUCUUCUAUUUGGAUGGCUGGUGUGUACUUAAUGCUACUAAUUCAGUUUCUUGAAAACAAAGUGGCUAUAGAGCUUACACGAGCAGAAUUUGUUGAAGCACAAGAGGCUUUGGUACAGAUGAAAAAUUGGUUCAUGCGGUUUCCAACCAUAUUACAGGCAUGUGAAUGCAUCUUUGAGAUGCUUAGAGGCCAAUAUGCUCAUUCAGUUGGCUGUUAUCACGAAGCUGCUUUUCAUUUUAUUGAAGCAGUGAAGCUUACAGACAGCAAAUCAAUGCAAGCAAUGUGCCAAGUUUAUGCAGCUGUCUCUUACAUCUGCAUUGGUGAUGCUGAAUCUUCUUCACAGGCACUUGAUUUGAUUGGUCCAGUUUAUGGAGUAAUGGAUUCUUUCGUAGGAGUUAGAGAGAAAACAGGUGUUCUUUUUGCUUAUGGUCUUUUAUUGAUGAAGCAACAGGAUCUACAGGAAGCAAGGAAUCGUUUGGCAAGGGGAUUGCAGCUGACACAUACGUAUUUGGGGAACCUUCAAUUUGUUUCACAAUAUUUGACGAUCCUUGGUAGUUUGGCCCUUGCAUUACAUGACACUGUACAAGCCAGAGAGAUAUUGAGAUCUUCUUUGACCUUAGCAAAGAAACUUUAUGAUAUUCCUACUCAGAUUUGGGUGCUAUCUGUUUUGACAGCCUUAUAUAAAGAAUUAGGUGAAAGGGGGAAUGAAAUGGAGAAUGCUGAGUAUCAAAACAAAAAAUUAGAAGAUUUGCAGAGGAGACUUGCUAAUGCACAUGCAUCCAUUUAUCAUAUUGAAAUAAUUGACAAAGUAAGACUUGAAGUUCACCAAUUAAACGAUUUGGACAUCAAGCGUGCAAUGGCCGACCCAACUAUGGGAGUCAAUCUUGAUAUCCCUGAAUCUAUUGGUCUGUCAGCACCCUUAUCUGCUCCAUCAUCAUCAAGGCUAGUUGAUAUAGACACCAGAAGACGUGGAAAACGGAGAAUUUAGUGUUUUCCUUGUGCAGGCAAAUACAUUAUUGUGAAUUAAUUGCUAGCUAUUGCUCCAAGGUCCAAGUGGGUUGAAGAGUUUAGCAGAUAGGGUUUCCACUUACCAGCAAGGUUCGUUUAUCACGUGCAUCACGGUUAAAAGAUUCUGUACAGUUAAUUAGGAUGUUAUCCAUAAGUUAUAGAUGGAAUAGAUAUUAGAACUCACCAGUUAACAUUAGAAUAGGGUUCUUUUUUGUAUCAAAAAGAGGAAAAAAAGUAGAUAGGUUUUUAAGGAAGUUUCUUAGAAUUUAUUUUCCUGUGCUCCAGCUGUUUAUAGCAUUUUUCAAUUCACGAAAGUCAGUAUGCUUUCUUAUAAAGAUGUCAUACUGUAAAUUAAUUGCAAAAUUUUUAGUGAUAUAGAAUUUCGUGUGCACCAAAUCUGGAUGAA